Messenger RNA from Cebus imitator (Panamanian white-faced capuchin), 1708 nucleotides. RefSeq names its product corticotropin releasing hormone (gene CRH). Gene Ontology annotation, cellular component: extracellular region. Gene Ontology annotation, molecular function: corticotropin-releasing hormone activity. Gene Ontology annotation, biological process: negative regulation of glucagon secretion; negative regulation of epinephrine secretion; positive regulation of cortisol secretion. NCBI's taxonomy places the organism in Eukaryota, Metazoa, Chordata, Mammalia, Primates, Cebidae. The coding region runs from base 616 to 1206 and encodes 196 amino acids. The record is from RefSeq and is a predicted model, not a curated record. The transcript is spliced from 2 exons.
GGCUGCUGCUUUCCUGGCAGGGCUGCACUGGGAGAACUCCCUUCCUUCCCACUUCCCUUUCCUCCUCCCAUUCGUUGUCUCUUUGCACACCCCUAAUUUGGCCUCUCAUAGUAAGAGGUCAAUAUGUUUUCACACUUGGGAAAUCUCAUUCAAGAAUUUUUGUCAAUGGACAAGUCAUAAGAAGCCCUUCCAUUUUAGGGCUCGUUGACGUCACCAAGAGGCGAUAAAUAUCUGUUGAUAUAAUUGGAUGUGAGAUUCAGUGUUGAGAUAGCAAAAUUCUGCCCCUCGCUCCUUGGCAGGGCCCUAUGAUUUAUGCAGGAGCAGAGGCAGCACGCAAUCGAGCUGUCAAGAGAGCGUCAGCUUAUUAGGCAAAUGCUGCGUGGUUUCUGAAGAGGGUCGACACUAUAAAAUCCCACUCCAGGCUCUGGAGUGGAGAAACUCGGAGACCAAGUCCAUUGAGAGACUGAGGGGAAAGAGGAGAGAAAGAAAAAGAGAGUAGGAACAGAAAGGAGAAGGGAAGACAACCUCCAGAGAAAGCCCCGGAGACGUCCCUCUGCAGAGAGGCCGCAGCACCCGGCUCACCUGCGAAGCGCCUGGGAAGCGAGCGCCCCUAACAUGCGGCUGCCGCUGCUCGUGUCCGCAGGCGUCCUGCUGGUGGCUCUCCUGCCCUGCCCGCCAUGCAGGGCGCUCCUGAGCCGUGGGCCGGUCCCGGGAGGCCGGCAGGCGCCGCAGUACCCUCAGCCCCUGGAUUUCUUCCAGCCGCCGCCGCAGACCGAGCAGCCCCAGCAGCCGCAGGCUCGGCCGGUCCUGCUCCGCAUGGGAGAGGAGUACUUCCUCCGCCUGGGGAACCUCAACAAGAGCCCGGCCGCUCCCCUCUCGCCCGCCUCCUCGCUCCUUGCCGGCGGCAGCGGCAGCCGCCUUUCGCAGGAGCAGGCGGCCGCCAACUUUUUCCGCGUGUUGCUGCAGCAGCUGCUGCUGCCUCGGCGCUCGCUCGACAGCCCCGCGGCUCUCGCAGAGCGCGGCUCCGAGAACGCCCUCGGCGGCCACCAGGAGGCACCGGCGAGGGAGAGGCGGUCCGAGGAGGCUCCCAUCUCCCUGGAUCUCACCUUCCACCUCCUCCGGGAAGUCUUGGAAAUGGCCAGGGCCGAGCAGUUAGCGCAGCAAGCUCACAGCAACAGGAAACUCAUGGAGAUUAUUGGGAAAUGAAACGGUGCGUUUGGCCAAAAAGAUUCUGCAUUUAGCACACACAAAAAAUAAAAAAACAGUAUUCUGUAACAUAGCGCUGCUCUGAUGCCAUUUGUUUAUUUUUAUAUAGCUUGAAACAUGGAGGGAGAGAGGGAGAGAGCCUAUACCCUUUACUUAGCAUGCACAAAGUGUAUUCACGUGCAGUAACAACACAAUGUUAUUCGUUUUGUCUACGUUUAGUUUCCAUUUCCAGGUGUUUUUAGUGGCGUUUUAAAGGGAAUGUGGACGUGGGAGAAAACGUUUUGUUUGAAAAGCAGACAGAAGUCACCCAGUUGUUUUUGCUGUGGUCUGAGCCAAAGAGAAUGCCAUUCUCUUGGGUGGGUAAGACUAAAUCUGUAAGCUCUUUGAAACAACUUUUUCUUGUAAACGUUUCAGUAAUAAAACAUCUUUCCAGUCCUUGGUCAGUUUGGUUGUGUAAGAGAAUGUUGAAUAUUUAUAUUUUUAAUAAAAGCUGCAAAGGUAA